Molecule: messenger RNA, 1172 nt
Organism: Leptomonas pyrrhocoris
Lineage: Eukaryota; Euglenozoa; Kinetoplastea; Trypanosomatida; Trypanosomatidae
Product: putative G-actin binding protein
Exons: 1
Coding region: 177-1172 (331 amino acids)
Biological process (GO): actin filament depolymerization; barbed-end actin filament capping
Cellular component (GO): cytoplasm; actin filament
Molecular function (GO): actin filament binding; actin monomer binding
Source: RefSeq, a predicted model, not a curated record
GCACUCUUUAUCUCGCGUACGAGCGGAUUUCCUCAUGUGUCUUAUUCCUUGGCCGUGCGCCUAGAUUUCUCUUUCUCUCCCGAUCCAGGAAGUCGCGGUCAUCAACACUCUUCUUCCUUUUCACCGAUUUCUACCUUCAGCAUCAUCGAACACUUCUGUAGAAGAACCCAGUCACAAUGCUGCGCAUCGAUUUCUCAAUUGCCGCCGAUGCGCAGUCGGCGCUGGAGGAGUCGGGGAAGCGCAGCUCCACGGCGUUCGCCAUUCUCAUCGUGAUCGAAAAGGAGAUGCUGAAGCUGCUCGCUCCUCCCGUGACGUCCAGCGGAGGCGGACUCGAGGACGACCUCAAGGCAACGCGCAAACUGCUUGAGACAAAGAACCCCAGUGGCGCCUACGUGAUUGUGCGCACCUCGCCGAGCUCGCAGUACGUUGUCAUCUACGUCGACAACGCCGCCAGCGCGAAGGACCGCAUGCUGUUCUCCACCGGCACGUCCCGCGUCGUCGGGGCUACGCCACACGCGCAGAAGCGCACGAUCCAAAUUUCGUCUGUGAGCGAGCUGCUGCCCUCGCUGUUUGAGGCGGAGUCCAAAAAGAUCCGCGAGGACUUGAUGACGGAGAGUGAGCGUAAUCAGGCCGCGAUUGCACGGAUGGAGGUGGCCCCGCAGCCCGUCGCACUCCCGGGCGUGGCCAUCAAAAUGACGGCGGAGGCGGACGAGAUGUUGUCGCAAUUUGCGAAGGGCACGGUGGAGGUUGUGACCUUCAAGAUUGUGUCAGAACAACUGCAGCUGGACACGACCGUGAGGAAACUCAACGGAGAUUUGGAGAACGUCAAGGACGUGCUGCCGGAGGCGGAGCCGCGCUUUGUGCUCGUCCGUUACCCGUCACCCAAGACGUCGCGGGCGGAGUACGUGAUGGUGUACGUAUGCCCACCGUCGUGCAGUCCAAAGGUGAAGAUCCAGUACGCGUCGUCCGCUGCCGCCUUUCGUGAGCAGGCAUCGCGGCACGAGAUCAAGUUUGCGCAGAAGGUGGAGACCGACACCCGCGAAACACUCGUGGAGGACGUGAAGAGCGCCUUUGUGCCGUUCAACGCUGGUGGUGCCUCAGCCGCCUCGCAGCAUGACCGUCCUCGCCCUCCUGUGGCGGGUGCAGCAAAGGGUCAUCGCAUGCUGAUUUGA